UGAGCUGCCUUCAGGGGGCGGGACUGACCUAUCAGUUGCUGCUGGGGAGAGUUGGCCUCUGUUUUGGGGUGGGGAGGGCCCGUUAAGUGCCAUAACCAGACCACCCCCCAACCCCUACCCUGGCGGGAACGUGGAGGGGAGUGCAUGGCACCUACCCUGGGGUUCUUCUUGAGGAAGAGUCACCCGGGAAAGCCCAGAGACACGUUUCCCGCCCUGGACCCGGAACCACCUCCCCUCCGCUUACACACACCCAUGCAAACAGGCAGCCAUCGGAGUCAAGGGGGCCUGGACUUGCCCUUUGACUGGGGCCGGAGACUGUUUACUGAAGAGGGCUCCGGGUUGGGAGGGGGCGUGUCCGGCACAAGUUCCUUCUGGGCGAGUGGACGGAGACGUGGGUUUGGUGACGGUCCCGGGAAUGUAGCAACAGUCGAGUGUCCUGACCCUGUCACUAGUUCACUGUUUGACCUUGAACGUCUCAUAAUCUCCGGACAUAAAGUUUCUGGAUUUGUGGAAUGAAAGGGCUGGUCUAAAUGAUCCCUAAAAGUCUUUCCAACUUAAAAAAGUGAUUUGGUUAAGUGGAUCUUUAUGAUUUGGAAGGGAGUGGCUGCUGGAGGCUGCCUCUGAUUUGGAGGCCGUUGCAUGCCUGCUUUGUGUAAGUUUGCGAGGGCUUAAGAUGGGUAGAGUGGCCCUUUGACCUAAAUUUUUGGAAUUGCCUGGCUAAGAGGUAGCCAUGCAAGGUAGAUCGCAAACCUGUGUGCCCAGAGAGUGUGGAAUGCCUAUGCUGAGUCUGUGAAAAUUAGGGACACAUACUUGAUAGGAAUGUUUCAGGACCAAACUGACUUUAUGUAAACAUGGAGAGAGAAGAAGAGACGCGGUAGGCAGAGUUGCCAAAGAAAACUUGGGAAAUACAUCAGUUGACUGAAGUGGAAGGGGAAAAUAUUUAAAAUAGAACACACCUAAGUUGUUACAGUGAUAUCUGAUCAUUGUUCAGCAAGCCACCAUCUUUGCGUAAAUUUUUGCUUCAUUUGAUCCUCACAACAACUCUUUGAGUCUUUGGAGGAUUGUCCUCUGGAUGAAGAUGAAGAUGCAUUUCAGGGCCUGGGAGAGGAAGAUGAAGAGAUUGAUCAAUUUAAUGAUGAUACAUUUGGGUCAGGUGCAGUUGAUGAUGAUUGGCAGGAAGCACAUGAGCGCCUGGCUGAACUGGAAGAGAAGCUCCCAGCGGCCGUUAAUGAACAAACAGGCAAUGGAGAAAGGGAUGAGAUGGACUUGUUGGGUGACCAUGAGGAGAAUCUGGCAGAAAGGCUCAGUAAGAUGGUGAUUGAAAAUGAACUAGAAGAUCCAGCUAUCAUGACGGCUGUGCAGACCAGGCCAGUUUUGCAACCCCAACCAGGAAGUCUCAAUUCCAGCAUCUGGGAUGGAUCUGAAGUUCUGAGGCGAAUCCGAGGACCGCUGCUUGCUCAGGAAAUGCCUGCAGUGUCUGUAUUAGAAUAUGCCUUGCCUCAGAGGACCCCACAGGCCCCUGAAGACGAUCGGGACCUUUCUGAGCGUGCAUUACCACGGCGGUCAACGUCACCUGUCAUUGGGAGUCCUCCUGUUAGAGCUGUCCCCAUAGGCACCCCACCCAAGCAGAUGGCUGUACCCAGCUUCAACCAGCAGCCUGUGCAGUCCUGUUCCAUAGACUUUCCUCCACCUGAAACCAGCAGCUGCCAAGGAAGGCCAAUUUGGAAGAUUCUGUGCCCGAAACCUGUCCAUGUUCGGCCCCCAAUGCCACCGCGUUAUCCUGCUCCCUAUGGUGAGAGGAUGUCUCCAAACCAGCUCUGCAGUGUCCCGAACUCUUCCCUACUGGGUCACCCUUUCCCUCCUAGUGUUCCUCCUGUUCUCAGCCCCCUCCAGAGAGCACAGCUUCUUGGAGGAGCACAGCUGCAGCCUGGACGGAUGUCUCCCAGCCAGUUUGCACGGGUCCCUGGAUUUGUUGGCAGUCCACUUGCUGCUGCCAUGAAUCCCAAGUUGCUGCAAGGGCGAGUUGGGCAGAUGCUUCCCCCCGCACCAGGCUUCCGUGCCUUCUUUAGUGCUCCACCCCCCGCUACCCCACCUCCUCCACAGCAGCACCCCCCUGGCCCAGGACCUCACCUGCAAAACCUAAGAUCUCAGGCCCCAAUGUUUAGACCAGACACAACUCACCUUCAUCCACAGCACCGUCGACUCUUGCAUCAGAGACAACAGCAGAACAGAAAUCAGCAUCGGAACCUCAAUGGUGCGGGAGAUAGAGGAAGUCACCGGAGCAGUCAUCACGAUCAUCUCCGGAAGGAUCCAUAUGCCAAUCUCAUGUUGCAGCGAGAAAAGGAUUGGGUCUCUAAAAUCCAGAUGAUGCAGCUGCAAAGCACUGAUCCCUACCUGGAUGAUUUUUAUUACCAGAAUUACUUUGAAAAACUGGAGAAACUGUCAGCUGCUGAAGAAGUGCAAGGUGAUGGCCCUAAAAAGGAGCGCACCAAGCUCAUUACCCCUCAGGUGGCCAAACUGGAGCACACCUAUAAGCCAGUGCAGUUUGAGGGCUCUUUGGGAAAGCUGACUGUCUCCAGUGUGAAUAAUCCCCGAAAAAUGAUUGAUGCUGUUGUGACAUCUCGGAGUGAAGAUGAUGAGACAAAGGAAAAACAGGUUCGGGACAAGAGACGAAAAACCCUUGUCAUAAUUGAGAAAACCUAUAGUUUACUCCUGGAUGUGGAGGAUUAUGAAAGGCGGUAUCUCCUAAGUCUAGAAGAAGAGCGACCAGCCCUGAUGGAAGAAAGAAAACACAAAAUUUGCAGCAUGUAUGACAACUUAAGGGGGAAAUUGCCCGGUCAAGAGAGGCCAAGUGAUGACCACUUUGUACAGAUCAUGUGUAUCCGAAAAGGGAAGAGAAUGGUUGCCCGCAUUCUUCCUUUCCUCUCCACAGAGCAAGCAGCUGACAUUCUCAUGACAACAGCUAGGAGCCUCCCUUUCCUCAUCAAGAAGGAUGCACAAGAUGAGGUGCUGCCAUGCUUACUGAGUCCCUUCUCUCUCCUCGUCUAUCAUCUUCCAUCAGUGACUGUCACCAGCCUUCUGCAACAGCUGAUGAACCUACCUCAGAGCGCAGCUGCACCAGCACCCUCUAAUCCCCACCUCACUGCUGUGCUCCAGAACAAGUUUGGCCUGUCACUGCUCCUCGUCGUGCUGAGCCGUGGGGAAGACCUACAGAGUUCAGACCCUGCUGCAGAAUCAACGCAAAACAACCAGUGGACGGAGGUGAUGUUCACAGCAACCCAAGAACUUCUGCGCAUCCCCCAGGCAGCCCUGGCCAAGCCACUCUCUAUACCCACAAACCUAGUAUCCCUCUUUUCUCGCUAUGUUGACCGACAGAAACUGAACUUGCUGGAGACAAAACUGCAGCUAGUUCAGGGGAUACGAUAAAAGAUCUCCAAUUGUGUCCUGUACCUACUUUUGGCUGCCACCUGCACUGCUGCCAUCACCAAUGGAGUGUUUUUAAUGAGGGAGGGAAGGUAGCUUAUUCCCCAAAGCAUUUUGUGGGACUGAUUCCUGUUCACAGGGGUUGUCUCUAAAUGCCAGGUAUUUCCCCACUGCUCUGUGAAAUUUGGCUGGGUGAUACUUCUGCUGGUUUCUUCUUACCUUCUGUGUUACAAUUCUGCAUGUCCUACUUUUACUCAAUUCUCAAUUUUGCAUUUUCUUUGCCCUAGAGACACAAAUAGAAUCUCUCCCUUUAUCCCACCACCACUAUUCCAGUUCAGAGUAGAUUGUAGUCUGCCAAAGGAUUCCUUCCCUCAUCCUACUGAAGUCUUUUUUCAUUGCCCCAUAUUAAUAUGACUAUAGGAGAGCCAAUUAAGUAGAAACGAAUAUACGUGUAUGCCUGCACACACACCCCUCUACAUAUGUUGAUGUGGUCUCCAGAGGAUCCGUAAAGAAUGAGUUUUAGAUUGAGAAGUAUUUAGUUGACACAUCCUUCCUCUAAACACAAACCAGCUGAUGUAUUUUUAAUCUGUUUCUAGUCCAUCUUGUAAUUAACUUGGUGGGUUCGACUUAUUUUAAUAUAAAUAGAGGGUAUGCAGCACAUUUAAUAAAAUCAGAACUCUUAAUUGGCUGAUGCCCAA
Equus caballus (horse) is the source of this 4121-nucleotide messenger RNA. NCBI's taxonomy places the organism in Eukaryota, Metazoa, Chordata, Mammalia, Perissodactyla, Equidae. The record is from RefSeq and is a predicted model, not a curated record.